GUGCAUCAGAUUUUUACGUCAUUUGUCUUCAAUUGUUUAUGUGCAUUAUAUUCUCUAACAAUUAUUGUAAAAUUUGUCUUAUACUUAAAUUAUUUUUUGUUUAUACAUAUUAUAAAGUUUUAAAUGGAUAUUUCAACCCCAAUAAUAUUUAUUGGCAUAUUUAUUAUAGCAUGUGUAUCGUUAUUUUUGGUUUUUAAAUUUGGUAUUAAAGAAAAGAGUUAUGAGGAGGCUGUGGCAGAGCAGAGGCAGCAAACAAAUGCCUUGUUGGGUGUGAGGGCAAAACCAAAGGAAAAGAAGAGCAAAAAGAGCUCCAAAAAGCCUAAAGAUAAAUCAUCACUGGAAAAUGAUGGUGAUGAAAUUGUUGAAACUACAAAUACUAAACAUGUAGGAUUUAAAGAAAAACCGGAAAUUUUAAAUUUACCCAAGGAGCCAAGUCCUGUUAAGAAGGAAGAAAUAAAAGAGAAAGUAACUAAACAAGAAAAAAAGAGUGUAAAUCUGGAAAGUGAACCCAUAAAGGCAAAAAAAGAAAAAGUAAAACAACCUGCACCAGUCACUGAAAAAAUUGAAACUGCCGCUGUAAAACAUAUAGUGGAAAAAAAAGAAAAAGCAGUAGUUGAGAAAAUUGAAGAAAAGAAAAUAGAAAAAACUGAAGUGACACCUGUUGCUGCCCCAACUUUGACUGUCAACACUGCCAAGGAAAAAAAGAAAAAGAAAAGCGAAUUCAACACUUUACAGCAGAUAAAAAAAGAAAAACUCCUCACCGAAGCCAUCGAAGCGCAGACCGCACUUCAAACAAGGAUCCGUGAGAUUCGCGGCGAAGUUCAGGCGGAGAAAACACAACAAAACCAUAAAAUAAAAUCUUUAGAAGAACUUUUAAACACCAAAAACAUCGAGGUCGAAUCCGGCAACAACAGGAAUCAAACUUUGCAGCACCAAUUGCAACAGUUACAGGCCAAAUUCAACGAUGACUUGCAGAAAUUGGUUGAGGAAAAUAAUGGGCUUGUGCAUCAAAAACAACAAUUGGAAGGCAGAUUGACCCAGGGCCAAGACGCCGAAAGCAUGUUGCUGCAACUAAGAUCUGACCUUCAAAACGCCCAAAUGGAACUUCAUAGAUUGAACUGCGAUCUUCAGGAAGUUGCACGCGAUCGCCAGAACUUCCAGGUGGAAUCUGACCAAGUUAAAAAUAUCAAUAAGCAACUUGAGGAGACCAGACAAGGUUUGGAAAGUCAAAUAACGAUCCUAACAAAGAAGGAGGAGGAACAUAAAAAAGAAAUGUCUCAUUUAACGACUAAUUUGCACCAACAAGUGGAGGAAAAUAGAAAACAUGAGCAUACAAUUCUUCAGUUAAGAAAUGAAAUCAAGCAACUUAAAGCUGAGAAGAUUGACAUCAACAAUAUUAUUGUCCAAACUGAACUGCAAACAACUUUGGCACAAUUGGACAAAACCAACGACAAAAAUAAGACUUUACUUAUAAAGAUUGAAGAACAGAAAGCUAAAAAUAAUGACUUGCGGCAAAAGAAUUGGAAAGUGAUGGAAGCGCUAAAUGUGGCCGAAAGUAGAACCAAAACCGUAAGCAGCAGCCCUAAACAAACAUCAGUUGAUGUGCUAACAAAAGAAAUUCGCCUGAAAGAGCAGGACUCUCAAAAGCAAUUUAUCCAGAGAUUAUUCCCUGAAAUUGAGGAAUUAAAAUCGAUUUCUGCCAAAGAAAACUGGCAGAGCGAGUUUGAGAAACUUAUCACCAAACAUCUGGAAAGUAUUAAAACUGUAAAGGAAACCACAAAAGACGCAACAGAAGAAAAUCUGUUAAAAAUGCAAGUCGCCAACUACAAGAGUAUUAUCGAUGAAACGCAACAAACAAAAUUGGAAUACGAAACCAAAUUAGAACAAGAAAAGCAGCGCAACGACACUUUAAGCAAACAAUGCCAACAAUUAAAUAGGGUACCAAGCGGCGAUACCACUGCAACUAUAGAAAAACUAAAUGAGGAAGUUAACAGAUUAAGUGAGUUACUAAGGCUAGAACAAACAAGCAAAAAUGGCAACCUCAAUGGUAGUCCAAAAGAACAAAACUAUAAAUCAACAAAUGGUAUUGCAGUAAUUGAGAACUCAUUGUCAUCAUCCACGGCAAGUCUGGCAUCCAGUGAAGCUUUCCAAAUAAAAAAAUCAAAGAACAAAAAGAAAAAAAAGAAGGGCACUGGACACUAAAUACACUGUAAUCAAAUUCAAAUUGAAUAAUAUUAUUUAUACUGCAUACUUAAUUUUAUUAAAACUAUUAUCAUUCCCUUUAUAUCAAUGUGUGCAAUAAGUUCAUAGAAUUAAUUUUGCCUUUAUUAAUUUUUUAAAUUGUAAAAAUUAUUUAUAACAAACAAAUUGUAGCUGUAUUAUGAAAUUAUGAAUAAUGUAACUUAAAUUUACCGUUUGAUAUAGAAAAUAUACAUAUACAUCAAUGAUUAUUUAUAUUUAUAAUUUUUUUACGUUAUAUUCCUUAUUGUAUUAUUAUAUCCUGGUAAGUUGGACUCAUCAUAUGUACAUAUUUAUUACUUGUAAAGAGAAUCUCCACAGAUUUUCUAAUAGAUUAAUAAAAAAGCUUUUCUAAAUAAUUGGUUUCAAGGCCUCAUUUCGUUUUUAUAUUGAUUAAUAAAUCUAAUAUAUUUUUAACAAUUAUUUUUCUUACUGUUUACUAAAAUUAUUUGUAGUUUUAGACAUAAAUAUUAGUGACCAAAUGGUCACACUGUAUAUUUUUUACAAAAAAUUAAAAAAUGUGGUGCAUGUAUGUAUUAAAUAUUUAAUAUACCAUGGUAAAAAGAAGCAUAAUCCUAAUAAAAUUUUG
Messenger RNA from Brassicogethes aeneus, 2827 nucleotides. The record is from the annotation of a GenBank genome assembly. NCBI's taxonomy places the organism in Eukaryota, Metazoa, Arthropoda, Insecta, Coleoptera, Nitidulidae.